ACACCAUAUCCGGUUCAGGAGACAUUACUCAAUUUACUUAAGUUCAUCUGCACUAAUUGUCAAAAAGAGUCUAAUUUGGUAAGAAAUACAGCUAUUAUGACACCUUAAGUGUAAAAUGUGUAGGCGAAGCAAUUGAACCAAAAUUUUAGAAACUUAAAACCAUAAUAGAUAUAUUUUGGGCGUUUGCAUUUACGUUUCUUUUGUCUUGACCUCAUUUUGGAAGAAAUUUACUUUUCACAAAGUUAUUUCUUCACGUGCUUAAGUCUUACAAAAUUUUAUUAUUGUGAUAACAUAUGGUUCAACAUGAAGAAUUUAGCUAUUGAUUUGACAGUAAUAUCGCAAAAAUGUAAAAAGGCAGUUUUCAUUAACAAUACUUAUAACACUUAAUCUUGAGUAUAUAUGAUAUAGUGAGUCAUACAAAGAUACUUAAAGCUCUUGUUAAAAAACUUUUCCUCAAAAAAAACUAGGGGGUUAGUUUGUACACUUUUAUAAAUUUCAUUCAUUCAGAUUUUUAUAAUCAUUUUUGAUAUUUAUGUAUCUUCGAAAUAGUAAAAAUGUUUGGAGGUAGACGUCAACAAAAUGAUGAGGAUCACAAAACUGUUAUACAACCAAAUACUAAAACACCUACGGAUAAGACGAACAGGUCGUUCAAACCUUACAACUUUCAAGCUAGGCCGUUCUACGAAAAUUAUAAGAAAUCUCAGCCGGACUACAAACCGGAGAAGUUCGACACUAACACUAACUUUUUAUCAAAUGAUAAAUUUAUUGAAAUGUCAUUGGCCAUACCAAAGUUGGAAGAAAACUGCAGUGGUGAACGAGGACCUCGGUACAGCGGUCCUGCCUCAAAUGAAAAAACAAUAAGUCAAAAUCUGUUUGGUUUAGAUAAAAGCGACAUAGAAGCUCCGGAGGAUCUGGAGCAAACAGCUGAGGGUCAGUCAAUGAUGCGCGAAAUCGGUUUAACUGAUGCUCAUGCUGCCAUUAACCCCGGAAACUGGUUUACUUCGGACAUGAAGAAGCUUGAGCGUAGAAUUCAGUAUGCCAGUCAAAUGGGAUGGAUGCUAGUAUCAUUCGAGCGAAGUGCUCUUGCUAAAUUACAACAUGAACGAAAUAUCCAAUCAAGGAAGGAAAUUGGAGCGUCAGAAAAAGUGGAAGAAAUUGAAAGUAGACUCUCGAAACUCGAGAGAAACUGGAAACCUCCUCCAAGAAAUAUUGAACGUGCAGGAAAGAAUUUGUUCAGAUUUCGCUUUCGAUAA
This is a messenger RNA of Dimorphilus gyrociliatus, 1253 nucleotides long. Lineage: Eukaryota; Metazoa; Annelida; Polychaeta; Dinophilidae. The record is from the annotation of a GenBank genome assembly.